CUUGUACGGGUACUGCUCAGGACUCACAGUUAGCCUAAAAAAUAAUCUACUGCGCCUCCCCGUCCGCAAAACCCUAAAUCUGUUUCCCUUCGAUUUGCAUUUAGUAGGAUUCUAUUUGCGGAAAUAUCCUCGAAAUUCUUUAAUCUGCCUCACCAUUUCAAAUCAAAGCAUGGAUGCACAGCGAGCUCUUCUUGACGAACUCAUGGGAACGGCUCGUAAUCUAACGGAGGAAGAGAAAAAGGGACACAAGGAACUUCGAUGGGAUGAUAAAGAGGUUUGUGCAUUUUAUAUGGUUCGCUUUUGUCCUCACGACCUCUUCGUCAACACUCGCAGUGAUCUCGGACCAUGCCCUAGAGUUCAUGAUCAAAAGUUGAAAGAAAGUUUUGAGAAGUCCUCCAGACACGAUGCAUAUGUUCCAAAAUUUGAAGCUGAACUGGCUAAGUUUUGUGAGAAAUUGGUGAUGGACCUUGACAGAAGAGUUAGGCGUGGACGAGAACGCCUUGCUCAAGAGGUGGAACCAGCACCACCUGCUCCACUAUCUGCAGAAAAGUCUGAACAGUUAUCUGUCUUAGAGGAAAAAUUAAAAAAUCUGCUGGAGCAAGUGGAGAGCCUUGGUGAAGCUGGAAAGGUGGAUGAAGCUGAGGCACUCAUGAGAAAGGUGGAGGCUCUUAAUGCUGAGAAGACAGUCUUGACUCAACAACCUCAAAAUGACAAAGUAUUGAUGCUUGCACAGGAGAAGAAAAUGGCUCUAUGUGAGGUUUGUGGUUCUUUUCUAGUAGCUAAUGAUGCUGCUGAGAGGACUCAGUCCCAUGUUACAGGAAAGCAACAUAUUGGUUAUGGAAUGGUUCGGGAUUUCAUUGCUGAGUUCAAGGAAGCAAAGGAGAAAGCGAGGGAAGAGGAAAGAUUAGCUAGAGAAAAAGAAGUUGAAGAACGGAGAAAGCAGAGAGAGAAGGAAUAUGAGAGUAGGAGCAGAAGUGAUUCAGGUGAUAGGGACAAAUAUCAGGAUCGAGGCAAGGAUUCGGACAGAUACCAAGAACGUGAUUUGGAUCGUGAAAGGUCUCGAGAGAGGAAUGGCAGAGGUAGUAGGGAUGGAGAGAGGGAAUGGAGGUACAAGAAUGGUAGAGAUGGGGGCAGGGAUAGGUAUCAGAAUCGCAGCAGGCCCCGUUCCCCUGGUAGACAUAGUAACAGGAGGUCCUCUAGAAGUCCAGUUCGCCGAUAUUAGUGCCAUUCUGUACAAUAGAUGUUCUGGCUUUGAAAGCCAAUGAGGUAGACCUCUUAUUUUAAUUUUAGUUUAUAAAAGUGUGCUUUUGGAGUAGUCUAAAUUUUGUCAUCAUGGAUGAAACUUUUUUCUUGGUAACUCACAGCUUUGUUGGGACUGUACCAACUCCUCCCUUUCAUCAAAAUUACUAGAGAAGAAAAGGGUUGAGGUAGGUAUAACAAUAUUAUUGUUUAA
Hibiscus syriacus is the source of this 1453-nucleotide messenger RNA. Its product is annotated as luc7-like protein 3. The transcript is spliced from 7 exons. Gene Ontology annotation, biological process: mRNA splice site recognition. The coding region runs from base 170 to 1222 and encodes 350 amino acids. Gene Ontology annotation, cellular component: U2-type prespliceosome; U1 snRNP. Gene Ontology annotation, molecular function: mRNA binding. The record is from RefSeq and is a predicted model, not a curated record. NCBI's taxonomy places the organism in Eukaryota, Viridiplantae, Streptophyta, Magnoliopsida, Malvales, Malvaceae.